Phaedon cochleariae (mustard beetle) is the source of this 1634-nucleotide messenger RNA. The record is from the annotation of a GenBank genome assembly. NCBI's taxonomy places the organism in Eukaryota, Metazoa, Arthropoda, Insecta, Coleoptera, Chrysomelidae.
AUGUCGAAUAACACAGCUCCAGAUAGUUGGGAAUCUCAAGCCGACUCUACGUCAACAAAUAAUUCUCCUGAACAUAAUGCAGAUGUGACAUCUCAAUUUUCCACGUUGAACGUUAAUGCUGUUGAAUUUGUGCCUUCAUUUUCAUUCGGAAAAACUCCUGAUGUCGAUGAGAAGUCAUCACCAACAAAUUCACAAGGAUCAAACAAUUCACCCAAACAUGAUUCUCCUUCUUUACCAAAUGGUACCGCCGCCGAAUCCUCCGCCGAGCGCGUCGAGCCGAAAGAACCGCCGCCCGUGCCGCCCGCGGACGGGGACGCGGCCUCCCCCGGAGGAGGCGGGGGAGGCGGGCGCACGUGGGAGGACGCCGCCGACGACGACAGCAGCAGCGCGUCGGCCGCCUCCGCUUCCGUCCCGCCCGUCGCCACGACGCCUGAGGGGGACGACGACGACGACGACGAGCCCUCCUCCGAGGAGGCCCCUAUCAAAAUCAAAAAGAAAGUCCCUCUGACAGAAAAAGUAGUAGAAGAAAAGAAGGAGCACGUCAAUGUGGUGUUCAUCGGUCACGUGGACGCUGGGAAGAGCACCAUCGGCGGGCAGAUAAUGGCGCUCACCGGCAUGGUGGACAAGCGGACGCUGGAGAAGUACGAGCGCGAGGCGCGAGAGAAGAGCAGAGAGAGCUGGUAUCUGAGCUGGGCCUUGGAUACCAACCAGGAAGAAAGGGACAAGGGUAAGACGGUCGAAGUGGGCCGCGCCUUCUUCGAGACGGACAAGAAGCACUUCACCAUCUUGGACGCGCCCGGUCACAAGAGCUUCGUGCCGAACAUGAUAGGGGGUGCCGCCCAAGCUGAUCUCGCCGUGCUGGUCAUCUCGGCCAGGAAAGGGGAGUUCGAGACUGGGUUCGAUAGGGGCGGGCAAACGCGCGAGCACGCCAUGUUGGCGAAAACGGCGGGGGUGAAGUAUUUGGUGGUGUUGGUGAACAAGAUGGACGAUCCGACGGUGAAUUGGGACGAGGCUAGAUACAACGAAUGUAAAGAAAAAAUCUUACCGUAUUUAAAAAAAUUAGGCUUCAUUUAUAACAAAGAUCUGUACUUCCUGCCGUGUUCGGGUCAGACGGGCCAAGGACUGAAAGACCAACUGGAGGAGAAACUUUGCCCUUGGUACAGAGGACAGGCGUUCAUCCCUUUCAUCGACAAUUUACCGUCGAUCAGUAGGAAAAACGACGGGCCCUUCAUAAUGCCCAUCGUGGACAAAUACAAAGACAUGGGCACAGUGCUCAUGGGCAAAGUGGAAUCGGGAGAGUGCAAAAAAGGACAAGUAAUGCUCAUUAUGCCAAAUAGGACACCUGUCACAGUCGAUAUGUUACUUUCCGACGAUGACGAGGUCAACCGAGUGGUUUCCGGAGAGAACGUCAAGAUCAAAGUGAAAGGAGUGGAAGAGGAGGACGUCAGUCCCGGUUUCGUGCUGUGCGAUUCCGUCAAUCCCAUCCACACCGGCAGGAUUUUCGAUGCGCAGCUGGUCAUCCUCGAACACAAGUCGAUCAUCUGCGCGGGAUACAGCGCGGUGAUGCACAUCCAUUGCGCGGCCGAGGAGGUCACCGUUAAAGUAAGUGAAUAUUGUAUUUGAGAGAGAGAGAG